UUUGUAUGGAUGAUACCGAAUCUCCCUCCCCUCCUUUCCUCAACAGGGUCACGCUCUCCAGCUGUAGAAACGUGCGAUGCACUUUGUCUCUUGAUCCUACCUUCUUGCCAUGUCAGCAACUGAAGGGGACACGUUGAUCCCCCGCAAGUACCAAGAAGAGGUCUUCGUUCAAGCCCAGGAAAGCAAUAUCAUCGCAGCGCUGGAAACUGGUAGCGGCAAGACCUUCAUUAGCAUCCUUCUCAUCCGAUGGAUAGCAACCAAAGAAGCCUCCCAGGGCAAGGCUAUCAUAUUUCUGGUUCCGAACGUUGCACUAGUCGAGCAGCAGGGCAACUUUAUCGCCAAACACACGUCGUUACGCAUCAUAAAGCUACAUGGUUCUCUUAACAUAGAUUUGACUGAUAGGGCAGGAUGGAAGAAGAAAUUUCUGCAGUAUGAUGUCUUUGUGAUGACAGCGCAGAUAUUUCUCAAUCUCAUCACCCAUUCGCUGUGGAGCAUACCCAAGGCCUCUCUGAUUGUUUUCGAUGAAUGCCAUCAUACCCGGAAGAAUCAUCCGUACAACAACAUCAUGCGCGAGUACAAACAUGUCGCUACCUCUGAUCGACCGAAGAUAUUCGGGAUGACAGCCUCUCCCAUUUUGAACCCGCGAGAUGCCAUACGUUCUAUGGAAGCGCUUGAGGCCAACCUGGACGCCAAGAUCGUCGGCAUUCACAUACAUGUGUCCGAGCUUGUGGAAAACUCACCUAAGCCAUCGGAGACUAUACAGAAAUAUCCGCCUCCUCCUCUAAGACCCAGUUGUGCCAUCUCUACACUAUGGGCCUCGUUAACUGUAUUCGAUAUCGUGCAAUAUUCCGACAUCGAGAUUCCUUGGGCAGAAAUUGAGCGACGAUACCACGUAACACUCCACAAUCUAGGUCCAUUCUCGGCGUCUCUCUAUCUUCAUGCAGAGAUGUGGCAUCAAAUCAGGACGCUAAUCAUUCAAAACAGUAGUUUUAUCUCAGAGUCUGCGUCUACGGAGACCGUUGAAGUCGUCAGCGCACCAGCCGCAAAAGAACUUCCUGCUGAGGUAUACUAUAUUGCUGAGAUCCUCCUCGAUUUCCAGUCCUUCUUUAUCCUCGAGUCGAAUCCCACUUGUUCACCCCUACCUAUUCCGCUCGAAUGGUGCACACCAAAGAUCAAGACACUCGUUGACGUAAUCCUGGCACAUCAUUCCUCCACAUUCCAAGGUAUCAUAUUCGUAGAGCAACGACAGACGGCCAUGUGUCUUGCCAAACUUCUUCCUAACAUUUCGCAGCUCAGUGGUCUCGUGCGAUGUGCAGAUUUAGUGGGCCAUGGCGAUAACAGCGAAGGAGUGUCCAAAGAUAUUAUGACGGCUAAUCAAGGAGAGAUCAUCAAGUUGUUCCGGGCCAAGGAAAUAAAUUUACUUAUUGCCACCUCCGUGGCUGAAGAGGGCCUCGAUUUCCCGGCUUGCGAUCUGGUGAUCCGUUUUGACAGGGUCCAGCACCUGGUCGGAUACGUUCAGUCCCGUGGCCGUGCUCGAAACAAAGCCUCAAAUUUUGUUAUCAUGGUCCAAAACGACGAUAUAGCCUAUCUCUCCAAGUACCAGCAGCUAUGCUCUGCAGAGCCAGAGUUAAAAGCCAUCUACCAGGCACGGCGGGAGGAAAAAGAAGUCGAAGCCAUAACAGAGGAAGAAGAAGAAGAGAUGCUUGACCCCCUUGAUCUAGCGGCUCGCGAGCGAUAUGACAUCCCUUCGACAGGCGCAUUCGCCAGCUACGAUAACUCCAUUUCGCUGCUUAACUAUUUUUGCUCCCUCAUUCCGUGCGACAAGUACACCUCUCAGCAUGUCCCUGUCUACACCGGAGAAUUCCAGUCGACCCUUCGUCUCCCUUCAGCCCUUCCGAUUCCUCCUGAAAGCCUUCUCUUCCACGGUCCUGUGAAAUGCUCGAAGAAGGAGGCGAAGCGCGCAGUAGCCUUCCAGGCUGUGAAGCAUUUGCAUGCUCUUGACGUUUUGGAUGAUUACCUACUCCCGGUUUCUAGUAAACAACAAAACGACAAGGAUCUAGAUGGGAGAGAUAUACCCGAUAUUAACGUUCCAGAAAUGUUGGAUGUUCCGAUUCGGGAUCCUUGGACGCUAGGUUCCAAUCUAUGGAUGCAUGUGGUCUAUGUCGACGGGCGACCUGUUGCUGGAUUGAUUACCGGUACAAGACUUCCUGGUGUCGACGUUCAUAGUUAUUCUUCAGUUGCUGAGAUCCGACAGGCCCAGCAAGUAUGCCUGACCUCAUCAGAACGUGCAACCAUAGAUUGCUAUACGAGGCAAGUCAUCUGGCUUCGUAACACAGCCAGAGAGACCAUUCUCCCCCUCAGCCUUUUUCUCGUCCCAAUAACCUCACAUCAUGCACCUGACUUCGAUGCGAUGAUCCGUCUUCUUACUGAUCCUCAAGGGUGUUUUGACUGGGGCAGUGUAGCAGAACAAGACUACAACAAAGUCAUGAUUUUGAAUCGAAAUCAAAAUGGGAGACCAUAUCUCCUCCAUCGUAUUCGCUACGACCUUACUCCCAUGUCAGCUCCCCCUCCAGGUUCACCUGAAGCUACCUCUGCCACCUACUAUGAGUACUUUGUCAACCGUUGGUCCAGGAAGAAGUGGACUGCCGAAGUUCCCACUGAUGGACCCAUGAUCGAAGUCACCAUUCUACCUCGUUCCAGUAUAGGUUCGUAUUUCCUUGAGUUGCAGAUAAACAGGACUCCCCAAGAAUCUCAGUCGGUUCGCCUUCUACCGCUUGGUUGUUGCGGCUGGCUAGAUAUGUCAUACGAUAUGAUCCAGGCUUAUCAAAUCCUUCCCCAUCUCAGCCGUCGUAUCACUGACAUAUAUCGUGCCCGUCAGGCAAGGUUUGAACUCGGACUUCCUCCGAUCUUGGACGACCUCCUAGUUCAAGCCUUGACCAUACCGAGCACUCAAGCCAGCUUCAACAACCAACGUCUUGAAACGCUGGGUGACGCCGUAUUAGAGCUUUGCACCACCGUUCAUCUCUUCAACAAAUAUCCCUACCGACACGAAGGCCAGCUCGACAUCAUGAGAAAGAGCAGUAUUUCAAACCGCUUCCUCAUGAUGAGGGCUUUGGAUGCGGGCUUACAUCAUUUCGUCACCGGGGAGUCUCAUAGCUUAAGGACGUGGAGAUAUGUUUUAGACGAGAGUAAUGACUCCGAUACUGUGCAGCGCCUUGCACAGCGGACGUAUCCUAGAAGGAGUCUUCAGGACUGUAUGGAGGCUACACUGGGAGCGGCAUUUGUUACGGGUGGGAUACCUAUGGCUCUGCGGGCGGGCUUUGCACUCGGGCUCGCCAUGGGAGGGCCCACAUCUUGGCCGGAACGCUAUGGUAUGAAAUCUGAAAGAGUAGUGUCAUCCCUCUUCUCUCAGCUGGAGGAACGACUGGGGUACAGGUUCCGGAAUGGCCGUCUUCUUGUCGAAGCUGUCACUCACCCUUCGUUUGCAUCGGUUGCUGACACUACUUCCUAUCAACGCCUUGAAUUCUUAGGGGACGCGGUGCUUGAUCUCGUUGUGGUGCAUUACCUGUACGCAAAGUUUCCGGAUGCGACCUCUGAGCAACUGGCUCUUCCUCGAGCGAAGGUUGUCUGCUCAGCUGCUUUGGCCUAUCUGGGCGUCAAGCACCUCGAUCUGCACAUGAUCGCACUCAUCAAUAACGUGGACCUAAGCAUGGCCAUGGAAGACUACGUUCCCAUUCUCAAGACGUUAUCAAGUACGGAUAUCGUCACCCAAGGGUACAAGUACGAUCCGCCGAAAGUGAUCAGCGAUAUUUUCGAAAGUAUCAUGGGUUCUGUCCUCAUCGACUCGGGAUACAACUACGAGGUUACUGCUGCAGUGGUGGAAUAUGUUAUGGAGGAUAUUCUGGCCGUCCUUUCUCCGACUGUUCGCCGAGAUCCCGUUACUGAGCUGUAUCAGUGGGUUGCCCGUUCAGGUUGUCGAAACAAGAUCAUCCUCUCACACGAACCAAAGAGAAAACACGUUGGUGUAGUAAUUCACUUGCACGACGAGCACAUCGUUGGCCCAAUCGUGUCCAACAGCCUCAACACCUCGAAAUUUGCUGCCGCUGAGAGGGCUUUGGCGAUCUUGGGAGAUGCCACCAAGGACAAGAGUCUGGAUCGGAUAUGCAACUGUUCCGAGAUAAUGGAUGUUGAUAAAGAAAUUGCAUUAGAAUCCGUGGGUGAAGGUAUAAACUGUCGUUCCAGAGAGAAGACGUAGAAUUCGAAGAUCCCGAAUUCGUCGUCCCGUAAGAAAGGUGUCAGCUUGGAUUAUGAGUAGUUGUGGCUAACAUUGUAAACUAAUGUACUUUGCAACGACUUGUGUAGAAUAUCUUAAGAACCUCAGUCUAUCCAAUGCUCGUCGAUGUCGGAUUCCGAUAUUUUUCGAGCUGCUUAUGUUGG
Molecule: messenger RNA, 4437 nt
Organism: Guyanagaster necrorhizus
Lineage: Eukaryota; Fungi; Basidiomycota; Agaricomycetes; Agaricales; Physalacriaceae
Product: P-loop containing nucleoside triphosphate hydrolase protein
Exons: 8
Coding region: 110-4255 (1381 amino acids)
Biological process (GO): siRNA processing
Cellular component (GO): nucleus; cytoplasm
Molecular function (GO): RNA binding; DNA binding; ATP binding
Source: RefSeq, a predicted model, not a curated record